UGGCAAAAUUGCCUUCCUAAACUUUCCAAUUGUUUACUCUGAGAAAUGUGCACCUGGCUUUGGUGGGUUUAUAGUUCUUUACUAGCUCCUUGAUUUUGUACAUGUCUUUAUACCACCUUCUAAUUUCUCCUUUUCCUCCUUUUCCUCUCCUGUACACUCUUUUCCUCUCCAAAUUCCAUCAAACGUCUACUUCAGAUCGUAUCUCCAUAAAGUUUUUCUAGCCCUUUCUUUUCUGUACACUCUUUCCUACGGUCUGAAUGUUUGUGUCCCCUCAAAAUUCAUAUGUUGAAACCUAGGCACUUAAGAGGCAGUGGCAGUGGCAAUCGUUGGCUGCAGAGAAGGAGGGAGGGAAACACACAGCCAGCUGCACACUGCAAGAUAACGAGGGUAAUCCACAGACUGGAAACAUGAGUUCAGAUGCCAGCCAAGAUGUGACUACCACUCCUCCUCCUCCUCCUCCCAGCAUGCCUCACAAAGAAAGAUAUUUUGACUGUAUCAAUAAAAAUGACCCAGAACACAUUAGAGAGAGGAAUAUGUUUCCUGAUCUUCGACAAGACUUCAAUAUGAUGGAGCAGAGGAAGCGAGUUACUCAGAUCCUGCAAAGUCCUGCCUUUCAGGAAGACCUGAAAUGCCUUAUUCAAGAACAGAUGAAGCAAGGCCACAGCCUAGCUCAAUUACUAGCAUUACGGCAGAUUACAGAUUACAUCAUGGUCAAUUGUUUCUCAGGCUUUUCUUCACCUCCCUUCAGUCUUGGCAUGAUCACACCUAUCAAUGACCUUCUUGGUGCAGAUACACCCUCAUAUAUGAAGGGAGAAACACUUACCAGCCGUAAACUUUCCAGCCUUUACAGACUUGCAGACUUGUUUGGGUGGGCACACCUGGCACAUACACAUAUCUCAGUAAGAAUAAGUAAGGAGCAAGACCACAUUAUUAUAAUUCCUGGAGGCCUGUCUUUUUCUGAAUCCACAGCCUCCAAUUUGGUGAAAGUCAAUACAAUAGAAGAUGUGGUUGACCAAGGAAGUACUACUAACUUGGAAAUUGACCACACAGGAUUCAGUCCUCAUGCUGCAAUCUAUUCAGCACAUGCUGAUGUUAAGUGUGGUACACAUCCAUACCCUUGCAACAGCAGCUGUGUCCUCCAUGAAGUGCAGGAUCCUUCCACUUUCUCAAGAGUCCCUUAUCCUGGGAGAUGUCGCCACAAACAUAUCUGUCUGCAUCACUCAGGUGUUCUCUGUAAUAUCUGUUGGAAAGAAAUUGCCAGUGAACAAGUGAGAAUUUUUAUUUCUCUGACACCUGUUUCACCCAUAAUUUUUAUCAUAAUUUUUGACUGUACUUUUGGGUCCCCAUUGUUUCAAUGGGCAUUAACCGAAUGCUUCAAAAGCUUCUAAGACAAGAAGCUAUAGCAUUAGUAUACACUGGUGCAUAUUUUUUUUUAAGUUUUAAGAAAAGAUUCAUUUGGAAUUUUAUUCACAGUAUAAAAUUUCCUCACCUGAAAUAACCUUGUUUGCCAAAAAAGGAGUUUUAGUAAACUGUAAUUUUUGAAAACUUCCUUUUUUAUUGGUUUAGAAAGCCCCUUAUUAUUAAACAAAGGGGAUUUUGUACAUAUAACAUGAGUUAUUUAGUUUAACUCUGGUAAAAAACAAUUUUUGUAUGUUAAGAUGUUUGUAUACCAUUGAGUAUAAAAGUGUCCUAAGCGUGUUAGCCAAUCUCUUAACAGUACAGCAUAUUUAAGGCUGCUUGGUACUGGGUAUAAUUAAAUAUAAUUCAAGAAUCCAGGGACUUGAUAUCAAAAGGGGAUUAAAGCAUAUAAAGGUACAUCUAGAUUCAUAUUUAAAUCUUAUACUUUAUUUUUCUGUUUGCAUCGCUAAUAAGUAAAGAAAAUAUUAUAAGGUAACCAAAUGAAAAAGAAUGACAGAGAAAAUGAAAAGAGAACAAAAGGUGGAAUGUGAAAAGAAGAAUUCUAGUUUGAUAAUAACUCAUAUUCAUAAUAGGAUAUAAAGUGUGGUUUAUUCGAAACAUGUCCCAGAUUUCUAAAAUUCUGUUUCUCUGCCCGAAUCAUCACUUUUUUGGUUGAUAUUUGAAUUUUAAAAGGGUCAUUUCCUUCCAACUUAUAUAUCUUUAGAGGGCAGCAAUAGAAGAAAUUAGUAUGUACCAAUGGGAAAACUACCACUUCUUCAUUUUUAUAGAUUUUCAAAAAAUCUUUUUAGUUAAUUUUCUUUCUAAUGUAAAUACAAAUUCAAACCUAGGCAUAAUAUAGGCUUUUCCCCCUUCACCCAAGUGAUGUCCUAAAUCAAUGUAAAAUCAAUCAUCCAAAAUGACCCAUGGGUAAAAAUAAUCCAAAGUGUUUAUAGAGGGUGAGUUGGCAUGCAAAAAAUUAUAUUGAUUACAGUGUGUUCUGGGGCUGGUUCUGUUUGACUAUGUGUAUGAUGAUGCAAAUUUGAAACAGAGCCUGGAAAUGUCGUUCUAGAUCUCAAACUAACUACUAGAGUCAGUGUUUUAAUCUCUUAAUGGAAACUUUCUGUUGCUUAACUCUGUAUUUGAGGAUUUUUUUAAUGGUUGACAUCAUUUAUGUUGUAUUACAACGUAUAUAGAAACAGUAACCUUUGAAAUAUGCUUUUCCACAACUUCUAAAAAUAUAUAUAUCUAAAUGAAUGCAUUAUGCAUAAAUAUUUUUUAAAUGCAAUAGGGAACUAUUGUACCUUUUGCUAAUGCCUCUAUUUACUCGCUUUGGCAUAAAGAGUGAGCCAAUGAACCUUUGUUGUCUUGUGGAAAAAUGUAUAAAUGUUACCUUAAAUUGCUCUUAGAUAUAAUGCUAAUUAAUGUUA
Messenger RNA from Lemur catta (Ring-tailed lemur), 2825 nucleotides. RefSeq names its product gamma-adducin-like. Lineage: Eukaryota; Metazoa; Chordata; Mammalia; Primates; Lemuridae. Gene Ontology annotation, biological process: barbed-end actin filament capping. The coding region runs from base 408 to 1388 and encodes 326 amino acids. The record is from RefSeq and is a predicted model, not a curated record. The transcript has a single exon. Gene Ontology annotation, cellular component: plasma membrane; postsynaptic density; cytoskeleton. Gene Ontology annotation, molecular function: actin filament binding.